UCUCCUUCCCCACCUCUUCUACCUCUCUCUGCCACCGUCAGCAAAACCCUUCCCCCUUCUACGCCUUAUCCUAACUCCUGAGACCCCUACCUUCUCAUCCUUCUGUACAGACUUCUCUGGCAAUGGCAGAAACAUGCCUGCUUUCUUUGCCAUCCCUGUUCUGCAGCAAAACCAACCAUCCCCAUUUUUCAGCAAUUCCUUCUAAACCCCAUAAGCUUCAGCUUUCGUGUUCCAACUCUACACUCCUUUUACCUUCUCUAUCUCUCAUCAGGAGAACUCAUUCUUCCUCUAUAUUGACAUUUGUGGCACAGACUUCUGAUUGGGCUCAGCAAGAAGCUGACAACACAGUUGCUGUUGGGGAUGACGAAGCCGCGUGGGAAAAUCAAGAGGUCGACAAUACUGAAGCUGGCCUUUCCGACUGGGAGGCUGAGGGUGGCGAGGGCGAAGGAGAGGGUGGUGAAGACGGGGUUUUUGAGGAAGGGGAAUACGUAGAACCGCCUGAAGAUGCCAAAAUCUAUGUCGGUAAUUUGCCUUACGAUGUUGAUAGCCAAAAAUUGGCUAUGCUUUUUGAGCAAGCUGGAACUGUUGAAAUUGCCGAGGUGAUUUAUAACAGGGAGACUGACCAAAGUCGUGGGUUCGGAUUUGUGACGAUGAGCACGGUUGAAGAAGCCGAGAAAGCUGUAGAAAAGUUCAAACGCUACGAUUUAGAUGGAAGACUGCUGACUGUUAAUAAGGCUGCUCCGAGAGGAUCACGACCUGAACGUCCACCUCGUGCCUUUGAACCUGCUUUCAGAAUCCACGUUGGCAACUUGCCGUGGGAUGUGGAUAAUGCUCGCCUGGAGCAAAUCUUCAGUGAACAGGGUACGGUUGUGAAUGCCCGGAUAGUUUAUGACAGAGAGACUGGCCGAUCACGUGGUUUUGGCUUCGUCACAAUGGCCAGUGGGACUGAAAUGAAUGAUGCUAUUGCGGCCCUCGAUGGUCAGAGUGUGGAUGGGAGAGCGAUCAGAGUGAGUGCUGCUGAGGAAAGGCCCAGGCGUGGCUCCUUUUGAAGGGUUUCGCUCAAGUAAUUCUCCACGGCAUCUGUUUUGAGUUCCUUCUUCUAGCUGAGGAUAUAGUGUUAAUUUUCUUUGCUCCUCCUUUGGUUGAGCACAUAGUCUGAGAUUUAGAUAUACAUACAUACAAGUUAUUAAUUCGAUGCCCAAAUGAGAAUGAUUCAAUUAUAAUUUCGCCCCA
Molecule: messenger RNA, 1233 nt
Organism: Neltuma alba
Lineage: Eukaryota; Viridiplantae; Streptophyta; Magnoliopsida; Fabales; Fabaceae
Product: 28 kDa ribonucleoprotein, chloroplastic-like
Exons: 4
Coding region: 123-1049 (308 amino acids)
Biological process (GO): chloroplast rRNA processing
Cellular component (GO): chloroplast thylakoid membrane
Molecular function (GO): mRNA binding
Source: RefSeq, a predicted model, not a curated record